Molecule: messenger RNA, 516 nt
Organism: Meloidogyne enterolobii
Lineage: Eukaryota; Metazoa; Nematoda; Chromadorea; Rhabditida; Meloidogynidae
Source: the annotation of a GenBank genome assembly
AUGUCACUACAAAAUAUACUUCAUAAAAAAUUUGUCCUAAUCAUAAUAUUUAUAUUUUUAAUAAUCCUAACAUUACUUAAUUCAAACGUAGUUAAUUGGUACGAGGAAGGAAAGACCAGAAGCCUAACUGGUUCAUUUGCUAAUUCUGGAAGUAAUGAUACAACAACAAUGGUGUUAAAACUAAUGAAAUUAGGGAUUGUUGAAGGUUAUGAAAUUCGCCGGAUAAAAAUGUUUAAUGAUCGAGUUUACUUGGACCGUUAUCGGCGAAGUUAUUGGUUUGGAGAUCGUUACUAUGCAUUAGAUAAUAAAUAUUUUCUUGAAACCCGCGAAACCUGUGCAUAUAGAAUGAGAGAUGAGGAAAGGAAAGAUUUGGAAUAUGAAGAACAACCAUCCGAGCCUAUAUUGGACAUAAUUUAUCAGUAAUCUUAAAGAAACUUAUAAAAGUAACUAGUAAUUUAAUAGAUGUCAGCGAUAUGUACAACAUUGCUGUGGGUUGGACUGCUGUAAUAUUUUUUG